Messenger RNA from Annulohypoxylon maeteangense, 2015 nucleotides. RefSeq lists its product as uncharacterized. Gene Ontology annotation, molecular function: dipeptidase activity. The record is from RefSeq and is a predicted model, not a curated record. Lineage: Eukaryota; Fungi; Ascomycota; Sordariomycetes; Xylariales; Hypoxylaceae. The transcript has a single exon. Bases 469 to 2013 code for a protein of 514 amino acids.
CCCAGCUAUGAUCAUAUACUUUUUACCAUCUUAGCUUCGUCUUGGAAUAUCGUAAACAUGCCAUAUUCCAUACUAUAGGAGAUUUUAUAUCAUGCUAUCCCUUACCAUCAUCUAGACCGCCGAGUCGAGAAGCUGCGUGGUGCUGACCAAUCCACAUGCAUCGCGUCAGCAAUAGCGAUGAACCCCGUACUUAGGCUUGUACGGUCAGCUCUCUAUUCUAGAUUUAGGUGGCCGCCGACAUCCUGAUUACUGAAUGGAGGUCACAAGCUCCAUCAAAUCGAUUGAAAGAAGAUAUUCUAUGGAACAUAGAUACCUAGUCCGUGAUGGUCUUACAGAUCGGUAUAGAUACCGGAUCGACCGGGGAUUGGUAUAAAUACAAAGCAAUGCACUACAGCUUUUGAACUGUGAUCUGCAUUCAUUCUUUCUGAGAUUGCAGCGCAAACCACAACGUCGGAGAACCUAGGAGAUAUGACGCGCUCCCAACUACUCCUAUUAGCCUCGGUCGGCCUUGCGACAGCAACAGAUUUGAGCACGCUCCCUAGCCUGCUAAAGAAGAUCUCAGCAGAUGUAUUCCCAGAUCUAAAGGGUAUAGCCCAGGAUAUCUACGCCCACCCGGAGACCUCUCUACAAGAAUUCCACGCCCACGAUACCGUUGUGGAUUAUUUCACCACGACCAAGCCCGGCUUAUGGGAUGUAAAACCCCACGUUUUCAACCUCCCCACCGCGUUCCAGCUAGACUUCGUGCAUAAGCCAGCCGGAUUCACGGGCUCGGAGGAUGAGAUACCUAUCAUCGGAUUCAUGGCAGAGUACGAUGCGCUUAUAGGUAUCGGUCAUGCCUGCGGACACAACCAUAUCGUACUCAAUGGUCUGGCCGCCGCAAGUAUGACGCGUCAGGCACUCAUCGACCUAGAUAUUCCCGGACGAAUAAGGAUCCUAGGAACUCCUGACGAAGAGGAUACGGGAGGAAAGGGGUUGCUACGGGAUGCGGGCGCAUUCGACGGAAUAGAUAUGUGGAUGAUGGCGCAUCCUACUAGCACGAAUGCCGUCCAACCGAUGGGAGCCCGUGUAGAUGCGCAGGCGAACUUCGUGGGCGAAACGCAUGCUGAUGCCGUUAGAACUGCUUACGAGGCGCUCGUACUGAUCACUGAUUUUGGAACCACCCUGCCUUCGGGGACGACGGCUACGCCUGUGGAGGAUGUGGGGAUGUUCGCUAUCAAUGUGGUGGCGCAGAAGAUUUUACUUGGAAUCGCUGGUUUGAGUCUGCAAGAUGUGAACUCAACCGUGGGUGAACUGUUGGAUAGCACGUACAAAGGCGUCAACUACACCGUUGCAGAAACCGACGAGGUCGAAAAUGGCGUCGCAAUUACCAUGGAAGGGCCCGGAGGUCACGCGUCCGAGGGAACCAAAAGCCCGCUUAGAUUAAGCAUCGAGACGUUUCGCAAUUUAACGAACAGCGGCAAACAAGGCAUUUCGUUUUUCUUGCCCGGGAACACUACGGCUACAGAGCUCGACAUUACGAUAUCGGUUCGUCCUAGGUUCACAAUGGACCUGGACUCGCUCCUAAAAAACGCAACAUCGAUUAUCGCCUCCAAAGCUGCAAGUAUCACCACAGAUCGACCGUACCCGGCGCUUGAAGUCCUUGCGACCCCCGGCGAUCGAUUUAUCAACCUAAUGCACGACGCCGAUCAUGACAGCCAGGCGAACUGGAACUUCUCCACAAUCGCUCCCGCGGCUACAGACGCCGGUUUCGUACAGGAUGCGGUACUAGACCCUAACACUAAACAAGUACUGAGCACGUUCAAAGCUGUCUUCCACCCGAACUUCGGUAUCUGCGAGCCCGUGGCUGGUGCUCCGUGUGGGUUUAAUCAUGAGCCUGAGUUUCAGCAGACUUCGGGGACGGAAUAUAGUUAUGGUCGCACUGAGAUAGUUGCCAGAGCGCUGGCGCAGAUCGCGGUUGAGUUGGUUGAUGAUAAGGCGUUCAUGAGGGAAGCUACUAAGCUCGUUCAGAAAUAAGG